Messenger RNA from Cotesia glomerata, 2238 nucleotides. Its product is annotated as venom protease-like. The record is from RefSeq and is a predicted model, not a curated record. Gene Ontology annotation, molecular function: serine-type endopeptidase activity. The transcript has 6 exons. Gene Ontology annotation, biological process: proteolysis. NCBI's taxonomy places the organism in Eukaryota, Metazoa, Arthropoda, Insecta, Hymenoptera, Braconidae. The coding region runs from base 140 to 1255 and encodes 371 amino acids.
AUAAAGAGAAUGUAGUCAGUAUGAUCAUCGACAGUCUUCUUUCGUCGUAGUGAUCUCGAGGCUGUGUCGCGCAGUUGACUAGUUUAUUUUACUUAAAUUUUCUAACUUGCGCCCAGAUUUAUCAAUAAAUAAAAAGAAAAUGGACGUGCACCCCAGAUGGCUUUUUCAUUUGAUCCUAACUCUGUUAAUCAUCAAAUCAACCCAAUCGCAGGGAACAGAUUGUACGAAUCCAAUCAAUCUAUCAGGAAAAUGUAUAAAUAUUAGAAGUUGUACACCGCUUCUCGAUUUGCUCCGGACUUAUGGUAGUUCAGCGGCUACUUUUUUACGGAAUUCCAUGUGUGGAUUUGAUGGUCGAGACCCAAAAGUAUGCUGCCCGAUAAGUGAAAGUAAUGUUGAUGAGAACGGUAAUGAAUUCCCAACAACGCCGUCACCAGAGCCCCCACUACGGAACACAUCCUAUGGCCCAUUAUUUGCUCCUCAAUGUGGCCAAUCUAAUGGCCCAAUUCCAAAAAUCGUUGGAGGAGUUCCCGCAAUACUUGGAACCUGGCCUUGGAUAGCAAUAUUGGGUUACCGAUCAACUAAACAUCCGAAUCGGCCAUCAUGGCUUUGUGGCGGAACUUUGAUAUCCUCCCGUCAUGUUUUGACGGCUGCUCAUUGCGUUUAUCUACGCCGAGACCUGUAUGUUGUUCGUCUUGGUGAACUUAAUCUCGACGAUACCGUUGAUGAUGGAGCCAAUCCAGUUGAUAUUUCGAUAGAUAAAGCUACUGCUCAUCCUGAUUACAAUCAUAAUCAAUAUACCGAUGAUAUUGCCAUGAUAAGACUAGCACAUGAUGUUCAAUUUACUCCUAACUUGCAACCGAUAUGUUUGCCAUUUGUGAAGGAACUUAUUGGCAGAAAUUUUGUAAAUUCUAUACCUUUCAUUGCUGGUUGGGGCUCAAUUUAUUACCGAGGACCAUCUGCCUUAGCAUUGCAGCAACUUCAAUUGCCUGUAGUUGAACCAGAGACAUGUGUUAAUGCCUUCAAACGAUUUAAUACUGCGGUUAUUGAUAAUCGUGUUAUUUGCGCUGGUUUUGCUAAAGGCGGCAAAGAUGCAUGUCAGGGAGACAGCGGUGGUCCUUUGAUGUAUCCACUUGGAAAAUCAUUUUACAUUAUCGGUGUUGUGUCCUACGGUUUUCGAUGUGCUGAGCGCGGUAUUCCUGGCGUGUAUACCAAAGUCGAAAAGUAUACCGAUUUUAUAACAUCUAAUCUAGAUUAAAUGUGAUUUGUUCUGCUUAGAUCUUAGAUAGAAAACUUUUGAAUGCUUAAAUUUAUAUUGAGACUAAAUUUUUAUGAAUUAAUAAAAGUAAUCAUAAAAAUAAUAAAUAGGAAUAUAAAUAAAAAUAGUGUACUUAAAUUGUAAUAUUCAAAAGUAAUUUAUUCUAUUUUUAACACAAUUUUCCAUAAAAAAUUUCAUCUUUUAAAUAUUUAUCGUUCAUGGAACUGUAACUAUUUGAAUAAUAGAUCAUUGAUGACUGAACUAUUCGUGGUAUGAUGUGCAAAUUAACCACAUUACUUAUGAUCUUUUUGCGAUUGUACUUAUUAAAUAUAUAAAUAUAAAUUAAGUUUUCAAAAAAGCGGCAUGAUGGCCGAGCGGACUAAGUCAUUAUCCUCAUAGUUCGUUCGUGCAUCAUGUUGUGAGGCGAGGGUUCGAGCCCUGACGGUUGUUCGACUAGUUUCAACACCAGCCGUCGGGGGUCACUCCGGUAGCCGAACUGUACUGACAUGGGUUUUCUCUGUGGUUUCCCCAUCGCCACAAUUCCAACAACCGAUAGAAAGGGGUGAGGAAUAGGGUAAAUACAGUACAGAAAGCACAAGUCGGUCCACAGCCGCAUUGGAAUGAAAUUAUAUGUGCGAAAAUUAUAUGUUGAUUAUAAAAAGAGUGGAGAAUAUGUUGAUAAUAAAAAAGGGUUGAAAAAUUGUGCUGAUAAUAUAGAGCGGAUGGUAACCUUGUAAAAACCAGAAAACGGUAUACAAGUAAAACUCAUAAUAAAUAAAUAAAUUAAGUUUUCCGUACUCAGUAAUUAUGAAUCAUGUUUACUAGCUUUGUCCAAAGAAAAACUUAAGCAUAAAAUAUGUUCAGACUCGGGAGUGGCAUUUUAAUUUUUUGACAUUUACAUGUGAUACUCAAAUCAGCAAAUGUUUAACAUUUUUUUAAUUUUUUUUUUUUCAUUAAUUAACUAAGGGCUAAAAAAAUAUUUU